AUCCGACACCGAAAUUUUAUUUCGUUUCGUAAAAUUUGUAUUCUACAUUUUUCAAAACAUCGAAAUAAAUAAUUGGAAAUUUAAAAUAACGAGGCUCAUAUUUUCAGUGAAUUAUUUUGCUGUAUUAGCGUCACCACAGUGCAAUUUAUCUUAGGUUAGUUUUCUUUACAUUUAUAUAUUUCCAGUAGAAAGUUCUAUGGAUAUAAGCCACUAGCUUUGAAAAUAAGUUAAAAAUGGCAUUAAACUUAGUUCGCCACAUAGUAAACACUGCUCGUACCGUCACAGUAGCAAAUACAUGUGUCUUAAAAUCAGCUCAAAGAUCACUGACCACAACACUGCCAACUCAAUUAGGAAUGAUACCUAUAGUUGUCGAACAAACAGGUCGAGGUGAGCGCGCGUACGAUAUUUACUCGAGACUUCUUCGCGAACGAAUUAUCUGCCUAAUGGGACCGAUAACUGACGAAAUCAGCUCCCUUGUUGUUGCUCAACUUUUGUUUCUUCAAUCUGAGUCUAGCAAGAAACCUGUACAUCUUUACAUCAACUCUCCCGGUGGAAAUGUUACGGCUGGGCUCGGUAUCUACGACACAAUGCAAUAUAUAACUCCUCCAGUAGCUACGUGGUGCGUAGGACAAGCAUGUAGUAUGGCAUCAUUACUUUUAGCUGCAGGUGCUCCAGGCAUGAGACAUGCGCUUCCAAACUCUCGAAUCAUGAUUCAUCAGCCAUCUGGAGGUGUGAGAGGCCAAGCAACUGACAUACAGAUUCAGGCUGAAGAGAUUCUAAAACUGAAGGCUCAAAUAAAUGCUCUGUAUGUAAGACAUACUGGCCUGCCUGUUGAGAAAGUGCAGUCUUCUAUGGAACGAGACUAUUUCAUGUCACCAGUUGAAGCGAAGACAUUUGGGUUGAUAGACAAUGUAUUGGAACAUCCACCAUCUCAUGCUUUAGAGAAUCCGGCUGCAAGUGCGGCAGUCUCAUCAUAGACAUGAUGUUGAUGAUUCUGAUAGUGUAUAAGUAUUG
Molecule: messenger RNA, 1014 nt
Organism: Hyposmocoma kahamanoa
Lineage: Eukaryota; Metazoa; Arthropoda; Insecta; Lepidoptera; Cosmopterigidae
Gene: ClpP
Product: ATP-dependent Clp protease proteolytic subunit-like
Exons: 1
Coding region: 234-977 (247 amino acids)
Biological process (GO): protein quality control for misfolded or incompletely synthesized proteins
Cellular component (GO): endopeptidase Clp complex
Molecular function (GO): ATP-dependent peptidase activity; ATPase binding; serine-type endopeptidase activity
Source: RefSeq, a predicted model, not a curated record